This is a messenger RNA of Spodoptera littoralis (African cotton leafworm), 870 nucleotides long. Lineage: Eukaryota; Metazoa; Arthropoda; Insecta; Lepidoptera; Noctuidae. The record is from the annotation of a GenBank genome assembly.
AUGAAUAAAUUACUAUUAUUUGGUUUACGUCUCAACCAAAAAACUCUAUUCUUAGGAAAGGUUCCUGUAUGUGCAUACUCCACAGAAGCAUCUAAUAAAAUAUUCAAUGGGGCUAAAGAUAGAUACAAUGGCAUCACAAUUGACUCCACUAAAGAAAUGUUUAAUGAGAAAAAGUUCAAUGAAAAUCUGGAUGAUUCGUUAUCAAAAUGGGCAUUACAAGGGUGCAGAUGUGUAUGGUUUAAGGUGAACAUCAAAGAUGCAUUCUGUGUCCCCAUACUAGCACAAAAAGGAUUUAAUUUCCAUCAUGCAAGAGAUGACUUUGUGAUGAUGUACAAAUGGCUGCCUGGAGACUCGAUGCCGAAUCUUCCUCCGUCUUGCCAUACAAACCUCGGUGUGGGCGCCAUGGUGUUUAAUGACACAGGUCAUCUGUUGGCUGUAUCAGAGAAGCACUAUGAGUAUCCUCAUUGGAAACUUCCCGGAGGUUAUGUUGAAAAAGGUGAAGAUAUAAUAGACGCCGCCGUGAGAGAGGUGAAAGAAGAAACAGGAGUUGACGCCAGAUUUGAAUCUCUCGUUACUUUCCGUCACACGCAUAACAUGAUGUUCGAGAACUCUGAUAUUUACGUUAUUCUCAUGAUGAAAGCUCUCACAGAUAAAAUAACACCAUCCCAAAGAGAAGUGAAUCUCUGUAAAUGGAUGAAAGUAGAAGAGUACACUAACCAUCCACAUGUCCAUAAGUUUAAUAGAUCCCUUGUCCAUACAGCCUUAGAAUACAAGAAACGAAAUUUAAAACUUGAUAUAAAGAAACGGAAAGUUCAAUGGGCAACUCAUGUACGAGACAUGAACUUCCUCGUUGUGGAAGAUUGUCAAUAG